Molecule: messenger RNA, 6933 nt
Organism: Lasiodiplodia theobromae
Lineage: Eukaryota; Fungi; Ascomycota; Dothideomycetes; Botryosphaeriales; Botryosphaeriaceae
Product: Pectinesterase
Exons: 4
Coding region: 1-6933 (2310 amino acids)
Biological process (GO): cell wall modification
Molecular function (GO): pectinesterase activity
Source: RefSeq, a predicted model, not a curated record
AUGGCCGCUGCGCAGACGGACUCUUCUUCAACGUCUAGUAUCUCUGCAUCAUCUACCGACCCUUCCUCGACCCCAAUUCUUUCAAGCUCUUCCACUUUGCCAUGUGGAUGCACGGAUCAUGCUUCCUCUGAAGUCACCCCCUCGGCAACCUCUUCUGUCUCUGCAUCAUCCUCGUCUCCUUUGUCUUCGACUGCAUCGGCUUCUCUAUCUUCGAUUGCAUCGUCCCUGUCUUCGAUUGCAUCAUCUCCUCUGUCUUCGAUCGCACCGUCUACUGCGUCAGCGGCAGGCUCGAUCAUCACCGUUGCCACAGACGGGAGUGGACAGUUCACUGCCAUCAGCCCCGCCCUCUCUUAUGCGCAGAACAGCGGCAUUCCAACAGUGUCCAUUAAAGCCGGUACCUACACGGAUUCCAUUGUAGUGCAAGCUACUGCUGCUGUCACUGUCAUUGGCGAAGCGUCUUCACCAAACGACUACUCCCAAAACAAAGUCGUGGUUUCGAACUCAGGGCUCCCCCUUUCAUGGAACACAGCCGCUAGCUUGGGCACGACAUGGAAGAACAUCAACUUCGUCAACCCUGGUACUGCCGGACCCGCCGUAUCGCUGAGUGGCCCCAAGAAUGCCUUUUACAACUGCCAGUUCGUCUCCGCUGGUGCCUUGGGUAUCUCUGCGUCUACCGGCACCACAUUCAUAUACAACUCGUACAUUGAGGCGCAAGGGAAGCUGAUCUACAACACACCCAACAUGUACAUCUAUGGCUCUACCAUCACUCCUACAGCGAGUAAUGCCUUGUUAGUUUUCAACAAGGGGGUGUCGUCCAACAACGUGGUCAGCAGCAACUCUACCGUUGUCUUCGACUCCUGCACUGUGACUCCGAAGUCUGGGUCCACAGUUUCCAGGAUCUACCUUGCUGCUGGUAACGGUGACGGCUCCGUUGUCGUUUGGAGGAACUCUGCUUUGUCUAGCUUCAUCGCCAGUACUGGUGUCUACGUCAACGCGAAUACACAGCGUUCGACCAAUUUCUACGGCGAAUUUGGUAACACCGGCGCCGGAGCCUACUCUGCUAACUCGGCCGCGAGGGCUUCGUAUGUGACGAGCUUGAGCAUUGACCAGCUGUCCCAAUUUACCGCGGACCAGGUCUUCGCGAAGGCUCCUGCUUCGGUCGCCACAUCGAACACAAACUGGAUCGACUCCUCGGCCAUCUCGGUCAUCCAGGAUUCAGAUGCUUCACAAGUUGCCAAGGCAAGCACGGUGGCCGUGGUGUCAUCUACAUCUUCCUCGUCUUCUAGCCAGGCGAGCUCGUCGAUACCAGCCAGCUCAAUCUCCUCUUCGUCUCUCUGGUACUUUUGCUUCGGUAUCUUCGAGUUCAUCCUUGAGCUCUGUGGCUUCCACAAGCGAAUCUGCGAGCACGAGUACCAUUGCGAGCACCUCAUCUGCUGUCUCCUCGGUUUCUUCCAGCAGUCAAACGUCGGACGGAGGCGCUUCCUCAACAACCACGACAUCGCCGCCGCUAUCAAUGACAUGUCUUCGGAUACGUCUAAGACGGAGUAUGUCUACGUCCUUGCCGGUACAUACACUGAGCAGAUUGUCUUCACACGUGUGGGAGCCACCGUUUUCCGUGGAGAGUCUUCCGCCGAGCUCGAUCAAUCAAGUAACAAGGUCAUCAUCAAGUCUUCAUCCGGGGUGCUCUCGAGCAAUGGAGGCUCCUCUGCUACUGCCCCGUUCCAAGCGACGCAGUACUACAGCAAGAGCAUCGCUUUCUACAACAUCAACUUUGAGAAUGAUUACCCCGCCACCACAGGCUACAACGCUGUGGCUUUGUCCACGAAAGCCAAAAAUAUUUACUACUACAACUGUGGGAUUACAUCCUCGCAGGGAGCUCUGCUGCUCAACCUCGGAUCCCACUAUUUCUCUGGCUGCAAGAUCACUGGCACUACAGAUAUUGUGUGGGGCCAAGGCGGUGCUUACUUUUACAACUCCAAGAUCGUCAGCACUGGCACGGCAUCUGGCCAAUCCAUCUCGGCACAGUCCUAUCAGUCACAGUACGCACCUUCUCAGUUUGUCUUUGACACGUGUACGUUCGUGCCCAAGGACACCAACGUGCCGAAGGCAAGCACCUACCUGGGCCGCGACUACACGACUUCGGCACGUGUUGCCGUGAUCAACUCUUACCUGGACGCCCACAUCGCUCCAAUUGGGUGGUUGAUCGCAUCGAAGACGACAAAUGUCACAUUUGUUGAGGCCAGCAACUCCGGGCCUGGAGCGGCAACGGCCUCUAGAGUCUCGCAGAUCUUGACCGACACUUCCGCGUACACCGCCCAAAAUGUGCUUGGAUCACUUUCGAUCGACACGGCCGCCGUUGCACCUGCUGCAACAUUCCCAGACAGCGUUUAUGGCGCCGUGAUCUCCUCCAGCUCGCUGAGUGCAUCAUCUACGCCAUCAGCGUCAACCUCGACAUUUGUCUCUGCGUCAAGCACCUCCGCUGCAGCCACUGCAACGAAUACGCUCGUUGUUGCGAAGACACCUGCUGACGGUGAAUAUGGGAACGUGACCGCGGCCAUUGCAGCGCUUCCAAACGAUGGCAAGGACUACACCAUCUCCAUCCGCGCUGGUACGUACGAGGAGCAGUUCAUCAUUAACCGGAGUGGCAAGGUCACCCUCCGUGGCGAAACGGCGUUUCCCAAUGACUUCUCCCAAAACCAAGUCACUAUUCAGUUCUCCUACGGUGUUCUUACGAGCGCGGGCCAGAACGAGUUGACCCCCGUCAUCAAUGCCAAGAAGACCGACGGCUCCGGCCUCGCUCUGUACAACAUCAACUUUGUCAACACGUACCCGCAGACAAAGAACACGGCUGCGUUGGCUGCGGACUUCUACGGAACAAACAUGGCUGCUUAUGGCUGCAAGUUCAUCGGCUACCAGGAUACCCUUCUUGCUAACAAGGGCACCCAAGUCUUCUCCAACUGCUACAUCGAAGGCUCGAUUGAUUACAUCUGGGGCUUCUCAACGGCAUAUUUCCACCAGUGUUAUAUCGCAUCUAACACGGCUGGCGGUUACAUCUCCGCGAUGAGCCGUGCCUCAGCUUCGGCCACCGGCGGCUAUGUCUUUGACAAGUGCUAUGUCACCUACACGAGUACGUACGGAUCGACUUUCGGCACGAGCUACCUUGGCCGCCCGUACUCAAGCUACAGUAUUGCCGUGUACAUGAACUCUUUCAUCGACAAGCACAUCAGCUCUGCGGGCUGGUCUGUAUGGCAGACAAGUAACCCACAGACGGACAACAUCCUGUUCGGCGAGUUCAAUAACACCGGUCCCGGAAGUUGGUCGAGCUCUCGUGCAACUUUCGCAACCAACUUGACCGAGUCUCAGGCUGCCGCCUAUAGUCUGGAGUCUUGGAUUGGUAGCACAACCUGGCUUGACAUGGAUGCGUACAACUACGCACCGUCGUACGAUGUCUCUGGAGCGAGCGCGUCAAGCACAAGCCCCUCGACAACAACAACAUCCGCAGUCCCUUCCGCAACGGCAACUUGGGCGCACCCCUCGAGCGGAGCAACUCCACCUGCAGGAGCAGUGUUGGUUUCGGUCGGAGGCUCUGUCAAUGGAUCGUACAGCAGUCUCACCGAUGCUCUGGCAGCUCUGCCGUCCGACACAUCCACGCAGAUUAUCUUCAUGUAUCCUGGCACUUACAACGAGCAACCUCCCGCCGUGAACAGGCCCGGUCCCGUGCAGAUCAUCGGUGCGCAGGAUGGCAAUGCUGGCCAGACCUACAAGGCGAACAAGGUUAUUCUGACUCAAUCGCGCGGAUUGUCAGUCUCGCCUCUACCAACUGGUCAUUCUGAUGCCGAGACUGCCACGUUCUCUACGUCCGGAACGAAGAUCGCCGUGUACAAUGUUGAUAUCAUCAACUCAGACAAUCUGGAUGGAUCACUUUCGUCUUACGUCACCCUGGCUGGUUCUAUCUACGGUUCGCGGAUCGCAUUCUACGGAUGCAGCUUCAUUGGAUGGCAGGAUACUCUGCUGACUGGAAGCACCAACGGCUACCAGUACUAUGAAUCCUGCUACAUUGAUGGCGCCAUCGACUUCAUUUGGGGCUAUUCCAAAGCGUACUUCAAGGGUUGCACUAUCGGUGCCAAGAGGCAGAAGUCCGCAAUCACGGCCCAUAGCCGCGCUUCCUCUAGUGCCAUUGGAGGCUACAUCUUCGACCAAUGCCUGUUUACCGCUGCUUCCACUGCCACCGUUGAUCUUACGCAAUCUGUCUACCUUGGCCGUCCUUACAGCCAGUAUGCUCUGGUGGUUAUCAAGAACUCUUACCUUGACAACAUUAUCCAGCCCGCCGGUUGGAAGGUCUGGUCAACUUCAGACCCGCGAACCGCCUACGUUACCUUUGCCGAGUUCAACAACACUGGUCCAGGUAACUGGGAGAACAACGCUGCAGCGCGUACCGCGUUUGGUAGCUGCACGCUGUUGACUUCCGAUACCUAUACUUUGUCUGCAGUCAUGGACUCGCCCUCGGACUGGAUUGACAUGACGUACUGGGACUCGAUUACCACGCCCACUGUAGCAGCUUCGACUGGAACCACGCCGACUACGGGCAACGGCACGUCGGUGUAUGACGGCACUACUCCGCCGGCGGGUGCAUUUAUUGUGUCCAAGACGGCCAUCGAAGGUGUAACAACUUACGAUACCAUCCAGAGCGCUCUGAAUGCCCUGCCAACGUCGAGCAGCAAGGUUGGCACCAUCUUCAUUUACCCAGGAGUGUACAACGAACAGCUUGUACUGAGUAAGUCCGGAACUACUGUGUUCAUUGGCUACUCGAAUGCUACGGACGACUACUCUCAGAACGAGGUGACGAUCGAGUUCAACAAGGGCAUUGACACCCAGGCCGAUGCCUCCAACUCUGACAGCGCCACGGUGUACGCCACGGGCAACUACUUCCAGGCCUACAAUAUCAACUUCAAGAACUCAUUUGGCACCACGGAGGACUAUGCUUCACUCGGCUUCGGCGUCAAGUCCAGCAAGUAUGCUUCGCUGUAUGGCUGCCAAGUCUACGGAAACCAGGAUUCGCUGCUCAUCAACGGUUAUCUCUUUGCCUUCAAGUCCCUGAUCGUUGGCAACAUCGACAUGAUCUGGGGCUCCGGCGCGGCCUACUUCCUCAGCUCGACUAUUUCGCCGAACACUGAUGAUGUCAGUUUGACUGCCAAUAAGCGUGCAACCAACACGACGGCCGCUGGUUUCGUGUUCGAUCAGUGCACUGUCAAACCCGCACCAGGUACCGGCCCCUUCAAGGAAAUCAGCCUUGGACGGCCUUGGAACAAUCUCGCGCGAGUGGCGUACAUCGAGACGUAUCUUGAUUCCUGUGUCGAAGCUUCCGGCUGGAGUCAAUGGUCCAAGUCGAGCCCUCAGACUGACGGAGUCACUUUCGCCGAAUAUGGGAAUACUGGGCCGGGAGCGAGCACCUCUGGACGUGCGACGUUCUCCACUCAACUUUCAGCUGCAGAUGCCGUCCAAUUUCAGCUGACCAACUUCUUCUCGGUCACAUCCUGGAUCAACUUUACCCAUGUGGAUGUGAAUCCGUUUGUUGCCGGGAGUGUUCCUACAUCGUCCGCAGUUUCAUCGUCCGCUCUUCCCACGACUUUCAGCACUCUGGUUUCUUCGUCCUCAUACAUCCCAAGUACCAUUUACAUCACCAAACUCACGACUGAUAAGGAAACACUCUUCACGACCUUGACUGCUGCGGACUCGACAAUCACUUCUACCCAAACGAUUACGCAGGACAAUGGUGUCACUGUAACCCCUGAUCCUACAUACAAGACCAGCACCGUGAAGAGCACAACGACCAUUGGUGAAACAGUCUCUCAGCCGGAUGUGACGCAGACCUCCACAGUGGUUAUUACCAGCGACGUCGGACUCACGAUCACUCCCGCUCCCACUACAGUAACCUCGACUCUCAAGGAUACGACGACGAUUCUGGUCACUUCCACCAAAGCGCCUGAGACAACCACCAUCAAGAGCACAAUCACCUCCAUGAGUGUCAUCACGAAGACACUUGAUCCAGUGACAUCCACCUUGAGCUUCGGAUCCACUAUCACCAUCACCAGCGUCUCAACCCCGAAGUCUUCGCAAGUUACCUCGACGACGACAAUCACCUCCGGAACCGGCGGCACGUCGACCAAGACAACCAAGGCAGCGACAUCCUACGUCACCAUCACCUCUGUCAAGACGACCACGAAGAAAACCACCACAACUCUCUCCUGCAUCCCGACCGCCCACGCCGCCAUCAAGCGCCGCCACCUCCAGCCGCGCGCCGCCGGCGACAUCACCACCACCAUCAUCUCGACCCUAACCUCCUUUGUCAAAACCUCGACGGCCACGCUCCCGGCCCGCUCCACCACCACCUCCGUCCUCACCCUCACCAAAACCACCGGCUCCCUCACCACCCUCAAACCCUCGACCAUCACCACCCUGACCACCUCCUGGGCCACCAAAUCCGCCGCCACCACCAUCCCCGGCCGCACGACCGUCACCACGACCACCUCCACCAAGCUCACCGGCAAAACCACCACCCUCAAAGCCGGAUCCACCUCGACCGUCACCGUCACCCAGCUCUCCACCAGGACCGCCACCACCUCCGUCACCGCGGGCGCCGGCGCCGUGGUGACGACGACGUCCCUCGCCACCGCCGUCGUCAAAUCCACGACGACGCUGUCGGCCAGCACGAGGUUCGUCACCGUGUCCAAGGUCGCGACGAGCACGGUCGUCUCGACGGCUCCCGUGACGACGCAGACGGUCUGGAAGACGGUGAAGACGACGGUCGGCCCCAGCGCGACGACGGUGGUGCAGAGCACGGUCGUGGCGACGACGACGGUGAAGAGUACGAGCACGGUUGUCAGCGUCGUGAGUAAGACGAGUAAGGGGGCGGCGGCGUGUACGGCAGCGUAG